This is a messenger RNA of Prorocentrum cordatum, 1189 nucleotides long. The record is from the annotation of a GenBank genome assembly. NCBI's taxonomy places the organism in Eukaryota, Dinophyceae, Prorocentrales, Prorocentraceae.
GGCGCCAUUCUUGCUCAAGUCUGGGCCUCUCUGUUGGGCUUCGGGGCUCCAGCUUUUCUAGGUCAUCGACCUGCCCCCACAAUCUGCUGAUGAAGCUGCGCCCUGGAGCCGCCCUCGCCGCUGCCUUGGUGGCCCUGCAUUGCACUGCGCUCGUCGCCGCCUCGCGGCUGAAGGGCGCGGCGGGGGGCGCCUCGGCCUCACUUGCCGACUUUGACCACUUGCGCCAGAGCAUUGUCCGCAUCCAGGCGGUUGCCCAGACUUUCGAUUGGUUGGCGCCCUUCCAGCCAGGGCAGGACCAGGUGGGCCUGGGCAGCGGCUUCGCCGUCCAGGCGGACCCGUACCCCUUGUUCGUCACCAACCAGCACGUCGUUAACGACGCCAAACAGGUGACGCUCCAGCUCCUGCUCUACGGCGAACAAAUGUGGGAGGCCGAGGUGGUAUCCGUUUGUCCGCAUUUCGACCUGGCACUGCUCGUGCUGAAGUCCCCGGGCAAAUUCCACGAGGCCAUGGAGUCCCGCAAUAUCAGCCUGCAGUCCCUGCGGCUCUCCGACCGCGUCGCGGCCAUGGGGGAAGAUGUGGUGGCCCUCGGGUUCCCUCUGGGCCAGGACGCCCUCAAGAUCUCGAAGGGUAACAUCGCGGGGAACGAGGAGGUGGACGGCAAUAUCUGCAUCCAGUCCACCGCCCCCAUCUCUCCUGGCAACAGUGGCGGCCCGCUCUUGGACGGAGCCGCGCAGGAGGUGGUCGGUGUCAAUUUCGCGAAGGCCACCGAGGGCGAGAACAUCAACUACGUGAUCCCAGCCUGGCGGGUGUCCCAGCUGGUGCGGAAGCACCUGAAGGACCAGGCGCCCCAGCCAGGAGGCCCUGGCCACCUGACGCCCAAGGUCCCCACCUUUCGGCGACUGCCUGUGAAGAUUCCACGCGUGGACUUGGUCACCGUCGAGGCCAACGAGGCCCUCUACGACGGCUCCCGCGGCUGCGACCGCGGCAUCUACAUGCCCAGGGUUGGCAAGAGGUCUUUCUUCACGAAGGCUGAGCCGCCGGUGCUGGGUGGUUCGUUCUUGACGGCGGUCAAUGGCGUCGAGCUGGACCAGUUCGGCAUGGGCCUCAACGCAGAAUACGCCGCUGACAGGGUGUCUUUCAACGAUCUGUUCUUCAUGAUUCCCGACCUUUCCGAGAACAUCGAGGUGAG